Molecule: messenger RNA, 3312 nt
Organism: Pleurotus ostreatus (oyster mushroom)
Lineage: Eukaryota; Fungi; Basidiomycota; Agaricomycetes; Agaricales; Pleurotaceae
Exons: 3
Coding region: 1-3312 (1103 amino acids)
Source: RefSeq, a predicted model, not a curated record
AUGUCGAUGUCGCUGUCAAGUCCUAGCACGAGCAGCGGCAGUAUAUAUCAGCGCGGAGUCCGACGUCCACCACCGCCUUCCGGGCCCCGACUUCGAGGAAGGCAAUCGUCAGCGCUAGCCACCCCGAUCACUCUCUUCGAUAGUAGCUAUAGUACCAGCGGCUUGAGUUACAAUGGGAGUGAUACUGGGUCGCCGCCGGGUACGCCGGUGCCGUUUAGUCCUCCUCCAAGCUAUCAGCAGCACUCCCAGCCUCCUUCAUCACCUGCUGUUUCGACCCAUUCGAAUUCGAGUUCAUUCCGUGCUGCUGCUGUAGCUAAAACACCUGCCACUUCGACGCUGGCGACGAGGGAGCGGGAGGAGGAGGAGGAGGAGGGGAUGGAGACGAAUCUCAUGAGGCCGAGGGUCGGCAGCUACAUAGCAACAUCAUCGACAACCUCAACCCCCAGUCACGUAUUCCCGUCGACUCUCUACACAAGCAGCCCAACGUCCUCGCCUUCACCGCCACCACAGUCUACCAGCACCUCACCGACGUCAGCGUCAAGCGUCAACGACAAUGGUGCGAACGGGAAUGGCAAGGGACUACCAACGUCGCUGUCGGCAAUCGAGGAGCGUGACUCUGAGUACCCAAGAAUGAAAUUGGGAGAUAUCGGUGAGGAGGAAGAUAGUGAUGGUGUCGGUGUACAAGUCGAGGAACGACGUGGAGGAGCCAGGGUGCGUCCGCCUUCGGCACUACAGUCACCUCUCUCCCCGAUCUCCCCGCUCUCCCCACCCCCGCUGGUUGACUCCGAUGAUGAUGAUUUAACCGAUCACCGUCCCCCUCUUUCGCCUUCACCCUCACCCUCGCCACCGCACCCUCCAACUCCUCCCCCUCUGCAUUCGUAUCCGCAUUCGCCCCAAUCAAUCCCUUCGAGAUCUGCCACAACGCCGACCCCGACGACAGCCACCACACCAGUACCCAAACCCUCUAUCCAACACCUUUCACCCCCGCCACCGAUCAACUACGACUCCGUCCCUCUGAAAUGGAAAUCGCUACCGCUAGAAGCUGCUAUGUGGACAUUCACAUCCAAGGAACUACAACACAUCGUCUCCCGCGCAAUCCGUACGUCUGCACGCGAAUCCUUCAUCCGUCUCCUCUCCCUCAACAUCCUCGACAACGAACUCCCGAACGAGCUCCAGCGCCUCGACCACGCCAAGCUCACUGCCCAAGCCCGAUAUCGGUUUUGCGUCCACAGACGCACGAUGCUCUUGCAAGCCGUUAACGCUUGUUCAAUGCAGCAACACAGCAGCUCGAACACCGGAGCAGGAGGGAGUGGGGGACAUAUUGCGCAACUGGCAGCCCAGUUAUCCGAAACUACGGCCGAGUGCGAUCAGUUGUUGGAGCAGAUGAUGCGGAUAGUCGAUCAACAGGCGCAGUGCGUGAAACUGCAGGAUGUGCAUUGGGCCAGUGCAUUAGCGGUUGCUCUUCGUAAGCGGACGGCUGAGCUCAAGGCCGCGAAGGAGCGAAUAUCACAGCUGGAGGCCGAACUCGAGGAGGCGUGGAAAGAGGCUGAGACAAUUGCGCGGGAGCUGGAUGAUCAAGAGGAGGAGCUCGAGGAGGAGGAAGGGGAGGUGACCGCAGAUAUCACGGGAGAGGUUCAUCAGCAAGCGGGAGAAGAUUUAACGGAGGAUCUCACGGGUAGCGUGGACCGCGGAGGCGAAGGAAGCGAUACGGGAGAGCUCACAGGAGAUGACGAAGACCAGGAAGAAGCGCAUGUAAUCGUUGCCGAGCAUCUCACAAUCCUCAAAUCACCGCCUGCAGUUUUACACGACCUUCCUUCCCUCGUCGACCUCAAGGCCAGCGCCAGCGCCAAUUCGAGCUCGAAUCCCUCGUCGCCAGUCUCCACGUCAUAUGUCCAUGUAUUCUCGUCACCUCCGAACACGCCGACACCCUAUGCACAGGACGGCCAGCCUAACACGCCCCGCCCAACGCAGCAUACGCGAUAUCCUUCUGCUAUCGCGUCGGAGAUGAGUUACCAGAUCGCAAACUCAAUGGAUUCGAGGGUUCUUGCCGCUUCGCCUCCGCCUCUUCCAACUGCUACAACUGCAAUCGUAGCGCAGGCGGAUGCCCCCAUUCCUCCGGCCAAAGACGACGAUGCCGCUACAAUCCACAGCGUCCACAGCACUCGAAGCCUCCGGAGCACUAAAAGCGCGAAGAGUACGAAAAGCACCAAAAGUGUGCGUCCCCCUGGGACGAGCCGUGUCAGUCAGGUGUUCGCUGCGAGGAGACGGAGUAUACGCGCGUCGUUGGGGAGCUUGAGGAUUCCUAAACUGCGUCAUGGUUCGAGACAUGCGAGCUCAAUGAGCGCAGGAGGUAUUGCGGAUGUGGGUGUUGGCGACGGUGAUGGUGGUUCAGAAGGAAAGAGCAACCGUCCACCUGUCCCAGAGCUUCCAAGCGCAUAUAUCCGGAAACCUUCCGUUUCGAUCACAACGAUGGCAUCCAAUCACUCAAAAUCACCCUCAACCACGCUUCCGCCUUCCUCCUCGUCUUCGUCAGUAGUGUCCCCCGCGUCUGUACGCAGGGUGUUCUCCUUCGGUCGACACGGUAAAGCCCAGCACCCAAAUCUACUCUUACAAUCCCAGCCCCAAGCCCAACAACCGCAUGCAACACUUCCAGAAGCAGGCGCGAGUCCAGGAGUGCCAGCGUCGUUGAGGUCGCGUAAACCCCGGAUGAGCGUAGAUGAUAUUCAGGUUGUACCACGUUCUCCGCGAUACGAUGUUACCCCGAGUCGGCCGAGUGCCGUGGAUGACAUUGGUAUUGAUGCGCGCAGUGGGGCACACAUGAGGAGGCGGAUGAGCGGCGUUGGGGGUAUUGGGGGAGUCAGUGGGUUGAUGAAGAGGCUGGAGUGGGUGAUGGGAGGCGAGGCUGAGGGUUCUGAGGAGGUGCGUGCAGAAGGCGCGCCGGGCGGCAGUGGUGGUGACGACAAGGGGAAGGAGGAAGCGAAGCAAGAGAGUAGCCACCACCCUCUUAGCGCUACCUCAAAAGCUCUCCACUCACUUAAAACCUCCCCCGAACGACUAUUCCACCGUGUGAACGGCUCUUCAUCCUCCUCCACUUCUGCCUCCAGUACCACCACCACAUCGACGCCCAGUCCAGGCGGAAUCCUUCACAGCGCACGAAAACGAUACACAAUGUCCUUCCCUCUCUUUACUGGAUCAAACACAGCAGCUUCUUCAACAACAAUCCCUGAUUCGACGCCGCCAUCCGCGUCGACGUCAAGGCUGGGUUUAGGGCCGAAAAUGAGGCCUGCGUCGUCGGCGCAGUAUUCGAAUUGA